This is a messenger RNA of Ceutorhynchus assimilis (cabbage seed weevil), 951 nucleotides long. Lineage: Eukaryota; Metazoa; Arthropoda; Insecta; Coleoptera; Curculionidae. The record is from the annotation of a GenBank genome assembly.
UAAAUUUUAUUACAUUGCCGUGGCCUAAAAAAACCACUAAUAAUGGGUAAAGGAUUCAAUAAUUUCAUGUGCAAAAAGUUCUUCCAUCCCUCCUCAAGAGAUAACCUAAAGCGUGUCUGGAUGGCCGAACAAAAAGCGGAAUCGUACAAGAAAAAACAAGAAGAACUCAAGCAACAAUACGAAAAAGAACAAAAUCUUCACGACAAUAAAACUAUCUUGAAUAAAGAAAAUAAGGACAAACUGGCUGUAAGCUUCAUGUACGAGCCUCCACCAGGAACCCGUAAGGAAACCCAAAAAGAACCGGAAUACAAAUUCGAAUGGCAACGAAAAUACAACGCUCCAAGAGAAAGUUACUGCAUCGGAGAUCAAGAAAUCAGAGAUCAACCGUUCGGAAUCCAAGUGCGAAACGUCAGGUGUGUAAAGUGCCAUAAAUGGGGUCACAUUAAUACAGACAAAGAGUGUCCUAUGUACAACUUAUCGAUGUCUACAGCGAGAUCGUUUGAAAAAGAUAGACAAGAUUUGGUGGACCGCAUGCUUGAGGAUGGUCUGGCUUUGAAGAAACGAUACGUGAACACUGUGGAAGCCGAUUUAUUUGUCCAUGAAAAUGAAGAACACAAUUUUUUGAAAACUCUGACGAGGAAGCAGAAGAAGGCUUUGUUGAAGAAGUUGGAGAAAAUUGAAAAGCGAGAACGAGCUGAGAAGAAUAAAAAGAAGAAACGUAGUAGGAGUAUGACAGAGAGUGAUGGCAAGAAGUAUAAAACAAGGGCUGCAAGAAGUGAUCAUAAGCAACAUUCUACAAGAGAAAAACAUCGCCAAGUGAAUUGUGAUAGUGAAAAAUACCAUAUGAAAAAAGUUAGACAUUAGAAAGUAUUGUUUAUUCAUAUUAGCUUAGUUUGGAACCUGUUUCUCUUAUUUUAUGAAAUAUAGUUAAUUUUCCUACUGUGACAUGCU